Molecule: messenger RNA, 904 nt
Organism: Aquila chrysaetos chrysaetos
Lineage: Eukaryota; Metazoa; Chordata; Aves; Accipitriformes; Accipitridae
Product: circumsporozoite protein-like
Exons: 2
Coding region: 72-566 (164 amino acids)
Source: RefSeq, a predicted model, not a curated record
GUUGGCGCGCCGGCUCGGGCCCCUCCGGCGCGCCGUCGGCGGCCGGCGCAUGCGCGGUGCCCGGGGGCAGCAUGGCGGCGCGCAGGGCGCGGGUCCCGGCGGCCGCGGGCGAGCGCCGGGAGCACCGGGGAGGCGAGCGAUCCGCUCCGGCCGGGCGGGGGCGGGGGGUGUCUCCUGCCCAAUGCCCGCUGCCCGCCCGGGGGCGGGACGGGACGGGAGGCCGCAAAGCGGCCGCUGCGGCAGGCUCCCGGUCGGCCGGAGGCGAGGCGAAGGCGGGCCGGGGCAGCCCCGGGGAGCUCCCCGGGAGCGGAGGGAAGGGAAGCGGGGGCGGAGCGGGCACCCCCCGGCUCGGCAGAGCCCCCCCUCUCGCAGAGGAUGCGGUUGUCCGUUCCUCCCCCGGGGAUGCCCCUGACCGCGCCCGCCUCAGGCUGGCGUGGGCUGUCUCUGCCUGGCCUCCCGCUCCUCGUGGUGUGGAGCGCAGAGGGACCGGCGGAGCGCUUACUGCCUGCGGGCAGGAGCUGCUGCAGCUGGAGAGGCCACGGAAAGGUAGAGCUGCUGAGGAAUAAAAUACAGCCAGCAGCUGCAGACGGGAGACUGCCUGCCUCUCCAGGUGGAUGACAGUCAAGUGACCGGAGCUACACAGGAGGAAGGGAGAGGGAGAGAGAGAGACAGAUGUGUCUGAACUGUCAAAUUCUCCCAGCAGCUCCAAGAGCGGGAGGUACAGUGAGUCCUGGACCCCUGGGGCUGUGUCACCCCUCUUCUGCAUCCCGGUCGCUCCCUGCCCCCACCUUCUCUUUCUCUCACUGCUGUCAUUCUUUUUUUUUGCUUCCUGCACCUCUCCCUCUCGUAUUCUCCAAGUCCCCCUCUUUCUCUGUUGUUCUGCCUCUCCAUUUUCUUUUUCUCU